Messenger RNA from Letharia columbiana, 570 nucleotides. RefSeq lists its product as uncharacterized. The record is from RefSeq and is a predicted model, not a curated record. Lineage: Eukaryota; Fungi; Ascomycota; Lecanoromycetes; Lecanorales; Parmeliaceae. The transcript is spliced from 2 exons. The coding region runs from base 1 to 570 and encodes 189 amino acids.
AUGAUCGCGAUGACCCUGACACCACAAAAGAUCUACUGCUCCAAUUUUGGAUCGCCAGUAACGACUGCAUUCGAUUACGACGAUUGGCCAGUCGAUGGCUGCGGCGUAGGUCAAUUAUGCUGUCCCUCUACCGCGCCCUAUAAAACGCGAUCCGACUACGACGAAACAAACGUAUCCGCAGUCCAGAUAGUCUGCGGCGUCGGAACCGCAACCCUCAUCAACGCCCACGGCGCGCUCUUCACCUUAGAGCAAACCGAAGCACAGACCGUCGGCGGUGUCAACACGGCCGCAGUAUCGGAUCUUCAACCCGCAAUCACUGUAUCGGCGGUCACAGUGACACAGCCCGCCUCGUCCGGAUUGACCACCACACCUCCCCCAUCAAGCACCAGCAGCGGCUCCGCUCAGCACCUACGGCCACGACCAGUGACGCGUAGCGGUAGGGGCGGAGAUAGGGUCGAUUGUUGGGGCGAUAUGCGGGGCGAUUGCAUUGGGGGUGUUGAUAUUCUUCGGACGGAGAGGACUGGAGAAACGGCACGAGAAUACGAAAAAGAAGCUGGCGGCGAAGGAUGA